GGGCUCCCCGGGCGAACGCAAGGAUCACGCCCAUCCAGCCGGAGCAGGGGGGAUGACUGGAAGGAGUUGGGUAAUCCAGAGAUUCCGGCGGUUCUGACGGCGCUGUUCCGAGAGGCGCAGUCCCACAACAGCAAUAUGAUGUCUGCCAUAGAGACUGGUGCCUCUGUGUACCAACCUGCACAGCUGCUCAACUGGGUCUAUAUGUCUUUGCAAGACACCCAGAGCAGCGCCUUUGAUGCGUUCAAAGCCGAGUCGGACACUUCUCCUCAGGACAUGAACUACUCCAAGCGCAGCGCCGCCGACCUGAGCUCCAACUAUCUCAACAACUUCUUCCAUCUGCGGAGUGAGGCCUUGAAGAACAAUUUCUACAAGGGCUCCUCGCCCUACGGGUCCCUCAACAAUAUCGCGGACGGCCUGAGCUCUCUGGCAGACCAUUUCUCAGACCUCUCCCUGUCCCCCGAGACACGCAAACCCAGCAAAAGGCCACCGCCCAACUACCUGUGCCACCUUUGCUUCAACAAAGGACACUACAUCAAAGACUGCCCUCAGGCUCGACCCAAAGGUGAAGGCCUGACCCCGUAUCAGGGAAAGAAGAGGUGUUUCGGUGAAUAUAAAUGCCCUAAAUGCAAGAGGAAGUGGAUGAGCGGGAACUCCUGGGCCAACAUGGGACAAGAAUGUAUCAAGUGCCACAUCAAUGUUUACCCUCAUAAGCAGCGACCUCUGGAGAAACCGGAUGGGUUGGAUGUGUCGGACCAGAGCAAGGAGCAUCCACAACACCUGUGCGAAAAAUGCAAAAAGCUCGGCUACUACUGCCGCCGUGUGCAAUAACACACUCUGCGCGACUUCCUUCCUUGUAUCGAAAAGGGACAGUUACAUUUUAAUGACUAAAAAUACAUGGUAAUAAACUUUAUUGUAGUGUAAUGCAUCUAACGGUUUAUUCUCAUGAAAUAUUCUCUCGGACAAUGUGACUCUCAGUGUAAAGAGGCUCAUUGUGGUGGAAAUUUUCUAGAGUGUCUCUCUGUGGUGAUGAGUACUUUGCAUUUGUUGGGUGCUUGGGAGUUACUCAGUUAUCAUUAUGUGAAUAUUCAUUUGAAGUUUUAACUAUGAACCAAGAAUCUUACCAACUGUGAAUUAAGAAACUUUAGAUCUGUGUCUGUCUCCACUCAUGUCCAACACGUUGGAGCCAAAUUCAUGAGUGUAGUUUCCGGAUGAAGAUUCUCUUUUACAUGUUUGUACAUUCCAGAAAUAACUUAAAUGAUGUUUUCUGUAUAAAAUAUGCAACAAGUCUUUACCAAGAAGGAUAUGCAGUAUUAAUGUGUAUCUGCAUUAUUAUAUGUAUUAUCAGUACUGGAGGGUACAUAAUUUUUGAAUAUAUUUUUAAGCCUUUACUGUUUGGUUAAUUGUUACACUUUGUGAAGGAAUAUAUUAGCCAACUAACAUUUAUUCUUUAUAUACUACGUGCCUACAAUUAUUUGUGAAAAUGCCUUUUAAGUAGUUUGUUAUUCCAAAGUUGUAAACCAAUGAAAUAUGGUAGAAACAUUUUAUUUCCUGACAAACAGAAUAAAUUACACAACACUUAUAUUUUGGCACCCAGUGCUACGAGAGACUCACCAAAGUGCUUCUAUUACGGGACGUAGGUUGUAAUGUCUCAUAGUUAACAUGAGACCAAAAAAAAAAAAAAAAAAAA
This is a messenger RNA of Xiphias gladius (swordfish), 1687 nucleotides long. Its product is annotated as zinc finger CCHC domain-containing protein 24-like. The record is from RefSeq and is a predicted model, not a curated record. Bases 136 to 828 code for a protein of 230 amino acids. The transcript is spliced from 4 exons. Gene Ontology annotation, molecular function: nucleic acid binding; zinc ion binding. Lineage: Eukaryota; Metazoa; Chordata; Actinopteri; Istiophoriformes; Xiphiidae.